AUGGGCUCCGACGAUUACAAAACCAUUGGCGGCGGCGCCCUCAAGCUGAAAGGCGCAAAAGUCGGCAAGAAGAAGAAGAAGACGGCCAAGUCAGACCUGGAAAAGAACCUCUCGACCGGAAAUGAUGCCGCACUCGUCAAAAGGGACGAUCAUGGCGACGACAGCCGCGAUAAGAAAAAGAGUCCCAUAGACGAUGAUCGUCACAGCAAUGAAGAUGGCGAGGACAAGGAAGAAGAUGGACCAGUGGUGCUGAAGACGGAGUCUGAGCGACGGUACGAGGAAGCAAGAAAGAAGAGGCUUCUCCAGAUUGCGCAAUCGUCUGGAUCGAGACCCGAGUUGUUAAAGACACACAAAGAGCGCGUCGAGGAGCUGAAUACGUACUUGUCCAGGCUGAGCGAGCAUCAUGAUAUGCCCAAAAUCGGACCGGGCUAA
Trichoderma aggressivum f. europaeum is the source of this 432-nucleotide messenger RNA. RefSeq lists its product as uncharacterized. The transcript is spliced from 2 exons. Gene Ontology annotation, cellular component: nucleolus. Lineage: Eukaryota; Fungi; Ascomycota; Sordariomycetes; Hypocreales; Hypocreaceae. The coding region runs from base 1 to 432 and encodes 143 amino acids. The record is from RefSeq and is a predicted model, not a curated record.